Molecule: messenger RNA, 690 nt
Organism: Cuculus canorus (common cuckoo)
Lineage: Eukaryota; Metazoa; Chordata; Aves; Cuculiformes; Cuculidae
Product: olfactory receptor 14A16-like
Exons: 2
Biological process (GO): G protein-coupled receptor signaling pathway
Cellular component (GO): membrane
Molecular function (GO): olfactory receptor activity
Source: RefSeq, a predicted model, not a curated record
UACCUGGCUGCCCUCCUGGGCAACUGCCUCAUCUUCACCACCAUCGCCUGUGACCACCAUCUCCACACCCCCAUGUACUUCUUCCUCCUCAACCUCUCAAUUCUUGACCUGGCAUCCAUCUCCACCACUCUCCUGGGCAGCAGAGCUUGUGUCCACAUGGCAGCAGCUGCCUGGGGCGCUGGGUUUCUCAGUGCUCUGCUGCACACGGCCAAUACAUUUUCCCUGCCCCUCUGCCAGGGUAAUGCUGUGGAACAGUUCUUCUGUGAAAUCCCUCAGAUCCUCAAGCUCUCCUGCUCACACUCCGAACUCAGGGAUGUUGGACUUCUUGAUAUUAGUGUCUUUUUAUUGUUUGGCUGUUUUGUUUUCAUUGUGGUAUCCUAUGUGCAGAUCUUCAGGGCUGUGCUGAGGAUCCCCUCGGAGCAGGGACGGCACAAAGCCUUUUCCACGUGCCUCCCUCACCUGGCCAUGGUCUCCCUCUUUGUCAGCACUGGAGCAUUUGCCUACCUGAAAACCUCCUCCACCUCCUCUCCAUCCCUGCACCUUGUCCUGUCAGUUCUGUACUCCGUGGUGCCUCCAGCAGUGAAUCCUCUCAUCUACAGCCUGAGGAACCAGCAGCUCAAGGAUGCAGUGUGGAAACUGAUAACUGGAUGGUUCUCUGAUGCAAUGAACUGCUUAUCAUCUUCUGCAUAG